Tetrahymena thermophila SB210 is the source of this 357-nucleotide messenger RNA. RefSeq names its product transmembrane protein, putative. Lineage: Eukaryota; Ciliophora; Oligohymenophorea; Hymenostomatida; Tetrahymenidae. The transcript has a single exon. The record is from RefSeq and is a predicted model, not a curated record.
AUGUUAUUGUUAUAUUUAAUAUUUUUUUUAUAUUUAACUUUCAGUUAAUUAAAAAUUUUAUUUUUAUCCUUUAUAGUACAUUUUAUUUAUUUAAAAUGUUUUUUUAGUUAUUUUAAUUUAAUUUAAUUUUCAUUUUACAUUUUUUAAAUUCAUUCAUUAUCCAUUUUUUAUUAUUUAAAAUGUUUAAUUGAUAAAAACAGUUUAUUAGUUUUGGAUUGUGAUAUUUUUCCAUAAAAAUUCAAUUUUAAACAUAAAACUCUUAGCAUUUUUUAUUUUAUUUUAUUUUUAUUUAAUUUAAUUUACUUUUCUUUUACUUUUUUAUUGUAGUUGUAUAUAUUUUUGUUCUCUUUUUGUUGA